AUGUCAUCUGAGAACUUGGUUGAGCCCUGCCCUCAGGGCGAGACAGGGGUGAGAGGGCUCCCGGAAGCCCAGCUGGCCUGUGGAGACAACACGCCCUGGGCGAGCCAGAGCCAGGGAGGGACACAGGAGGAGGAGGUGGGAGACAGCGGGUCCCUGGCCGACAACAACAAGAUACAGGAAGUGACAUCAGAACCCAGUGAAGGGGUAGGCAAACUGCAGGAGGACCCACAGACAGGUCUCAGAGGUGUGUGUCUGGAAGAGCAGUGCUUCAGUGGGAGUAGGAGGAGGUCUCCCCCCAGGGGGGUGGUGUUACUACCGUAUCCAGAAAGGGAGAGGGACAGGCGGACAGAGGAGCCCAGGGGCCCAGGGUCUUUCUUCUUCUUUGGAGGAGGUAACGGAGCCUCCAUAGUAACCUCCUAUUGUGAGAGCAGAGGAUGGCAACGGAUCUACGACAAGACUAGAGAGGACUUUAAACUCAAGUGGUGCGAGAUCAAAUCCCCAGUCACCUAUUACAACUUCAAAGAAGGUGAACAGCUCCUUUACCAGAUCCCCAACAACAAGGUGCUGACCACUAAGAUCGGCCUCCUUAGCAGCCUAAGGGAGUAUGAACGCUUCAGCAGCAAGGUCAACCACGGUCCUUCUCUGCCUUGUAGGAGGUUGAAAAUUGAGGAGUUUUUCCCCACCACCUUCCGCAUGGACAUGAGAGAUGAGAGAGAGGCUUUCUUUGCCCAUUUUGAUGAGACAAGCAUGUGGAUCUGUAAGCCCACGGGCCUCAACCAGGGGCGAGGCAUCUUCCUCCUGAGGAGCCAGGAAGACGUCUCGGCCUUCAGACUCAAGCUGCAGAACAUCGCAGAGAGCCAGUGCAACAGGACGCUGCCUUUUCGCUUGCCCCAGGCACGCAUCGUGCAGCAGUAUAUCCAGAACCCUCUGCUCUUAAAGGGGAGAAAGUUUGAUGUGCGCUCCUAUUUCCUCAUUGCCUGCACCUCACCCUACAUGGUCUUUUUUCGCCAUGGUUACGUGCGCUUGACCUGUGACCUUUAUGACCCCAACUCCCCCAACCUCUCUUCCCAUUUGACCAAUCAGUACAUGCAGAAGAAGAACCCUCUCUACAGCGUGCUGAAGGAAGAGACCGUCUGGUCCAUGGAUCGAUUCAACACCUACGUCAAUGACAAGCUCAGUGUUGCCAAGGGUCUGCCUAGGGACUGGGUGCUUGGCGCUUUCGCCAAGCGAAUGCAGCAGAUCAUGAUCCAGUGUUUCUUCGCUGUGAAAGCCAAGCUAGAUCGUAAACUGGGGUACUUUGACCUGAUUGGCUGUGAUUUCAUGAUUGACGAUGACUUUAAGGUGUGGCUGUUGGAGAUGAACUGUAACCCAGCCCUCCACACCAACUGUGAGGCCCUGAAGGAAGUGAUUCCCAGUACUGUUGUGGAAACUUUGGAUCUGACUCUGGAGAUCUUCAACAAGUGUCGCUGUGGACUGAAGCUGCUGCCACUGGCCAGUCAGAGGGACUUUGUGCUACUGUAUGAUGGCGAGACUGCCCAUGUCCCUGUUCUCAGCCGUAGGAGCAAAACAGCAGUACCCCUCCAAGCCCAGCACCCAAAGAGUGCCUCCACCCAAAUGCCCUUCACCACCAGCAGGACUCAGAAGACCGAGUCUGUAACAUCAGUGUCUCGGGAGAAGUCAGUGAGUGAAAACACAUUUUCUCCUGUAGCCAUGACGGCUGUCUUGGUACCCCUGACUGGCACUGAUGCCACUGACCAUCCUGCCCCUGUCACUACACACAAUGAUCCAUCCCUGCAGACCGGUCCCAACCGACCCACAGGCCCAGCAGGGGCCCCCAGACCCCAUCCCACCCACAAACCCAGUCCUCGGCCCCUCAAGCCAGCCCAAGCUCGCGUGGAGCUCCGGCUCAGCAAGUGCACCUGGCAGCGGCGAUCGGGGAACUCAGAACAUCGCAAGCCCCCAGAUCUCCUGUGGGUGAAGAAUACCUUCAUGUCCCUGUCCACCCCGGCUCUAACUGAGGGCUCACGCUUCUCUGUGAGACGCCUGCGGGCCACCAAAGCCUGCCACCCCGACCAGGAACAACCCUUCUGCUACUCCCUGAGGCCCACCCAGUUCCGCCUGGCCAAGCCCGGCACCAGCGGCCCCGUGUGGACAGACAAACAGGACAAGAAAGGGGAACAGGAGGGAGGGGGGUGCCAGGAGCCCGGUGUAGACACACAGAGUGCAGCCAAGGAAGAGAAAGAGGACAAAGAGCACAGGGAGGAGCUGUGA
Molecule: messenger RNA, 2271 nt
Organism: Salvelinus namaycush (lake trout)
Lineage: Eukaryota; Metazoa; Chordata; Actinopteri; Salmoniformes; Salmonidae
Gene: ttll10
Product: tubulin tyrosine ligase-like family, member 10
Exons: 12
Coding region: 1-2271 (756 amino acids)
Biological process (GO): protein modification process
Source: RefSeq, a predicted model, not a curated record